Molecule: messenger RNA, 1590 nt
Organism: Ilex paraguariensis (yerba mate)
Lineage: Eukaryota; Viridiplantae; Streptophyta; Magnoliopsida; Aquifoliales; Aquifoliaceae
Source: the annotation of a GenBank genome assembly
AUGGAAGAGACGAAACGGAGGAUUUUUAUGCAGUAUGUGUUGCUGCUUUUGAUCGGUUGCUUUGCUUCUCAACUCUACGCGUCUUCUGAUGUGAAAUUUUACGAAUCGUUUGACGAAAAAUUUGAGGGGCGAUGGAUCGUGUCUGAGAAGGAGGAAUAUACAGGUGUAUGGAAACAUGCAAAGAGUGAGGGACAUGAUGAUUAUGGGCUUCUUGUGACUGAAAAGGCUAGGAAGCAUGCGAUUGUGAAGGAGCUAGACGAACUUGCAGAUCCAAAGGAUGGAACUGUCGUUCUCCAAUAUGAAACUCGCCUCCAGAAUGGACUUGAAUGUGGCGGUGCAUAUCUGAAAUACCUCCGACCACAGGAGGCUGGGUGGAUAGCCAAAGCUUUUGACAACGAGUCUCCCUAUACUAUAAUGUUUGGACCUGAUAAAUGUGGAGCAACAAACAAGGUUCACUUCAUUUUGAAGCAUAAGAACCCCAAGAGUGGGGAGUACAUUGAACAUCAUCUCAAGUAUCCACCAUCCGUGCCAUCUGAUAAACUAACCCAUGUGUACACUGCCAUUUUAAAACCCGAUAAUGAGUUGCGGAUCUUGAUUGAUGGGGAAGAGAAGAAGAAGGGUAAUUUCCUCUCUGCUGAAGAUUUUGAGCCACCACUAGUACCAGCCAAGACGAUUCCUGACCCAGAUGAUAAGAAGCCUGAAGAUUGGGAUGAGAGGGCAAAAAUACCAGACCCAGAUGCAAAGAAACCAGAUGAUUGGGACGAGGAUGAUGCUGUAAAACCGGAAGGAUGGUUAGAUGAUGAGCCUGAGGAAGUUGAUGAUCCUGAGGCAGCAAAACCUGAAGAUUGGGAUGAUGAGGAGGAUGGUGAAUGGGAGGCUCCAAAGAUUGACAACCCCAAGUGUGAAUCUGCACCUGGUUGUGGCGAGUGGAAGAGGCCAACGAAGAGGAAUCCAGCUUACAAGGGAAAAUGGCACGCCCCUCUUAUUGACAACCCCAGCUACAAGGGUAUCUGGAAGCCUCAAGAAAUUCCAAACCCCGACUACUUUGAGCUUGAGAAACCAGACUAUGAGCCUAUUGCUGCCAUUGGUAUUGAGAUUUGGACGAUGCAGGAUGGUAUCCUGUUUGACAAUAUUUUGAUAGCUAGUGAUGAGAAAGUUGCAGAAUCAUACAGGGAGACCAAAUGGAAGCCGAAGUUCGAAGUAGAGAAAGAGAAACAGAAGGCUGAGGAACAAGCUGCCGACCUUUCAGAUGGUCUCAAAGGGUUCCAGAAGAAGGUAUUUGACAACCUCUACAAGAUUGCAGACGUUCCGUUCUUGAGUGACCACAAGCCUAAGAUUUUGGAUCUCUUGGAGAAGGCUGAGAAACAAGCAAACUUGACGAUUGGCAUCCUUAUCUCAAUCGUGGUGGUUAUCUUCUCAGUGUUGUUGAAGCUCAUAUUUGGUGGCAAGAAGCCAGCAAAAACGGAAGAGAUUGAGAAGACAGAUGUGGCUGAGGCUUCAAACACUGAAGAAGUCACAGAGGAGAAGGAAGAGAAUAAUGAGGACACCACCGCUGUGCCUCGCCGGAGGAGUACCAGGCGUGACAAUUAG